Molecule: messenger RNA, 8240 nt
Organism: Rhopalosiphum padi (bird cherry-oat aphid)
Lineage: Eukaryota; Metazoa; Arthropoda; Insecta; Hemiptera; Aphididae
Product: nucleosome-remodeling factor subunit NURF301-like
Exons: 36
Coding region: 9-7457 (2482 amino acids)
Biological process (GO): regulation of transcription by RNA polymerase II
Cellular component (GO): NURF complex
Molecular function (GO): RNA polymerase II cis-regulatory region sequence-specific DNA binding
Source: RefSeq, a predicted model, not a curated record
CGCGAACCAUGUCUGGCAGACCAAAGCGCAGGGGCCGUCCUCCGAAAACCCCGGGUUCGGACAAGCCCAAGUUUCAAAUGCACUUGCUGAAAAAACCCAAGUACCUGCAGAACCUCGAAACCGUGGACGUUGUCCAAUCUCCAGCACCUGCACGGUCUGCAGCUUCAAGACGCAGCGCCCCAGCGUCUGUUGGUAGUCGUACUGCAGCUGUUGUCGAAACGCCAUCGCGCAAUACACGGCGAUCUAAUCAGAAGCCCAAAACUCCCAAAACGCCAGCCGUACCAAAACCUAGGGCACUACGUCCAUCAACUAGUAAGAAGAAGAAUAAGAAAAAGACUACUGUUGACAAAAGUCAUGAUUACCAUUACGGUUCUGACUUUGAUGAGUCUGAAAAGAGCGAAGAGCCUUCUGAGAGUGAACAGUCUGACACUAAUGUUGAAGACGCUGUUGAUGAUGUUAGUGAUAGUGAUUUCUCCGUGUCUGGCUUUUCCGUUGCCAGCCGUGCACGUAAAAGCAACGUCUCUUACAUCAGGAACCCUAGUCCUGAGCCGUUAUGGCUUAGGGGUGAAGAAAUACCUAAAUUGGAGUUACCCAAAUCCUCAGAAGAUCUCUUAGUGCCUACUGAACAUGUCAUGCAAGCAUUGAGUGUCUACGAAGUGUUGAGAAGGUUCAAAAGCCAGGUGCGAUUGUCACCAUUUCGUUUUGAAGAUUUUUGUGCAGCUCUUGUUUAUGAAGAGCAAAGCUACCUGUUGGCAGAGAUUCAUAUAAUGCUGCUGAAAGCAAUAUUACGGGAAGAAGAUUUACAACAGACUCAUUAUGGCGCUGUUGAUCAAAAAGACAGUAUCAAUAGCAUAUUGUAUUUUAUGGAUACUAUUACAUGGCCUGAAGUAUUAAGAGAAUAUAUUGAGUCUGAUAAAUCAUUUGAUCCACAAGUUCUAAAAGUAUUUAAUAAUGGAGAUGAAUAUCCAUUUACAAACAUCAAAAAUAGAUUAUCUGUACUGCAGUUUUUAACUGAUCAAUUUUUGACUUCUACUCUUAUUCGAGAAGAUUUUAUCCAUGAAGGUCACAGUUUUCAAUAUGACGAUCAUUGCCGAGUGUGCCAUAAAGUAGGAGAUCUUUUAUGUUGUGAGACCUGCCCAGCUGUAUUUCAUUUAGAAUGUGCUGAGCCUCCUUUACAUGAUGUUCCUACAGAAGAUUGGCAAUGUAAUUUGUGUAAAGAGCACAAAGUAAUUGGAGUAUCUGAUUGCAUACCUGAUGAUGAGAAAUCUGGUCUAUCAUCCCGUCAGGACCAUUUAGCUUAUGACCGACAUGGUCGUAAGUAUUGGUUCCUAGUUAGACGAAUUUUCAUUGAAAAUGAAGAAACUGGAGAAUGUUGGUAUUAUACAACAGAAGAGCAGCUGGGCUUAUUAAUAGACUCUUUGGAUCGUGAAAUGGAAUCUGCUCUUUUUAACGAAAUAGAAAAAGUCAAAGAAGAAAUUAAUCGACAAAUGAAAAUAACUAUGGACUUAACUUUACAGUAUCGACCAUCAAACAGAAAAACAUUUUUGGAUAUAGAAAACAGUUAUAUAAUAGGAAUGAGAGAAGAGAUGCAAAAGAAAAAAGAAACCGAAUUGGUAAAAAAUGAAAGUAACAACACUGAGGACGAUACUGACAAUGUAAAAGAUGAUAAUGAGUCUAAAAAAGAUGAUAAACAAGAAAGUUCAGAUGAUGUGAUAGUAGACAAAAAUGAAAAUGAAGAUGGUAGUGGUGAUUUAAAAAAUGAUGACAAUUCAAUGGAUGUAGAUGAUAGUGAACAUAAUCAUAGUUUAAGGAGCACUCGUAACAGAUCCUUACGUUUAAAACCUGCACAAAUUUCACAACGACAAACGCCAGAACAACCAAAAAAAAUACCUGUGGUUGAAAAACCUUCUCCAGUCCAUUCAUAUUUAGAUAACUUGGGUACAAGGGUCACUCGAUUCAAAGCUCAACAUAUAGCAGCUGGCACCUAUUUAUACAAACUUGGUAUGGAUAAUAGCUUUAAGACAUAUGUAAAUCAAUACAGUACAAACCCAACUGCGUUAAAUAAAAUUCAAAAAAAUGAAGAACGUGAUAAAAAGCGAUAUAUGUCCCACAAGUUUUCACUUACGGGACCUGGUGAAUACAAGUGGUGUGGACAAAUAUUUGGUGCUCGGUCAACACUGAUAAGUACUGUCAAACAAACUAUUAUUUCAUUAGACAACUUGUUACCAUCAUCAUUGAUGCAUAUCAAUUGGUCAGUGUUACGUAAACCUUGGCUAAAUCAAGUUAACUCUUGUUCUACUCCCAAGGAUUUUGCAAGAGUUAUGGUUGUUUUGAUGUCUUGCAUUAAACCAGUUGUUUAUGCACCAGUUUGGCACGAACAACUCGGGCAUGUUAAAAUUUAUCGUAUCACCCAUGCGGAACGCGAAGAAAAGAAAAAAACAGACAAAAAAGAUAAAAAAGAUAAGGACGCAGAAGAAGAUGAGCGUAAUAGAUUGACCAUACAUUUUGUCAAGUAUACUCUAGGUUUGAAACAUCAAGUUCACAAACAAAAAGGAGAAGAAUAUAGAAUUCAUGGUCAAUGGGGAUGGCAGUGGCUAUCAAAAACAAGAGAUUAUAAAUUAGCUGAUUCUUCAAAACAGGGCUUAGCAGCUGGACCUGCCAAAAGAAUUUUUCAAGGCAAAGAUGAUAAAGGAGUUCGAACAUUUUCUAUCGCUGAAACACUUUACGACUCUAUAAUAUUGAAAGAGUGUACAUUUGACUCAGAAGUAUCAAGUGGAAUUCUUGAUGACCAAAGUGUCAUACAUUUAGAUAGCGUUUCAGAUAUUGAUUUUAUAAAUAUGAAAAUCCUUUCACCCAUUGAUAAACUAGAUGAAAACAUCAAUAUUAGCAAUACAUUAUGUUCUACUAGUCGUAUAAUGUAUCCUAAACUUGCCAAAAAAUGUAAAACAGACAUGUUGUUGCCAAGAAGAAUGCAAUUAAAAUUAGCUGAAGAAAGAUCAAUAUUGACAAAAAAUACCAACACUCCAAAAUCAGUUCCAGAAGCUGUAAAUACUAAGCCUUCAAAUGCUUCUUCCCAAAUGCCAGCUGAAAUCAUUACCAAAAUGAGAGAAAAGUCGUAUAUGUUGAGCAAUUUACAAAAACGUGUGAUUCAACUCAAACAGCAUUAUUUAUCAUUUAAUACUAUGUCUGAACAUAUGAUAUGUUAUAAUAGUAGCUGCCGAGCAGCUAACAAAUCUAGUGUGACUUCCUCAUGUUAUAGUCCACUUUGCAUUAGACACGUGAGUGUACGAAACGAACUUCUAUCAUUACUACGAAAAAUGAAUAUAUUAAAAUCAGAACUAACCGAAUUAAAAUCAUCAAUGCCUAAUGACCAGGGUGUAUCAAAUUUGAAAACCGAAAAGACUGAUAAUACUCCAGAUGAACCAGUUAAAAUUAAAACUGAAGUUAAGAAAGAAGAAAAUAUAGUUAAAACUGAAGUUCAGAAAGAAGAAAAUAUAGUUAAAACUGAACAGGUAACUCAAGAGAAUGAUGAAGUUAAAACCGAGAGUAUCACUAAGCAAAAAGAUAUAAAAACAGAAAGUGAAGAUGAACAAAAUGUGAAAGUUGAUGUCACCAGCAGUCCUACUGGUCUAAGUGUUUUGAAGCCAGCAAGAAAAAGAGGUGGUGCUAAGCGGGAAGGUGUUUUAGUAGAUUGUAUAGAUGACGGUCGUAUUUAUUCCACUGAAGAUACACGAAAAAAGAUUUAUUUAAAAAAGCUUUUAAGUAAUAAUGUUCCUGUUAAAAAGAAAGCAGAGAAAAUUAAAUACCCUCCUACUUCACGAUUUUAUACACGGAGUAAACGUUGUAGUUUAUUAGUAUUGCCAAAACACGAGCUUCGAAAAUUAGCUAGACAUGGUGGACAUGAUAUUGUUAAUGGUUUCAAUCCAAAUAGCAAGACCAAUAACGCUGUAUGGCCAUAUCCUUGCCCAAGACCAUAUUUUAAGACAUGUUGGCUUUAUAGAACAAUAAUGUUUAACACCAUAUCAGCUGCUGCUUUACAAUUAAGAAUCUUAUGGGCGUGUUUAAAAUGGGAUGAAUUAACCGCUAAGACUGCUCAUUUGGCUAGCAAACGAGAGGUAACAACUGAAACUGAAUUAGUUACUACAGAAACUUUAGAGUGCCGUACUUCGGGCCAAUUCAAUGAACACACUGAAUAUUUAAUACGCAAAGUUGUAAUACCAUUAGAUAUACCAAAACAAGUCAGGGAAGUUACACCCAUACGAAGUGGCUUAAGAAAACGUAAAAGGGAGGAAGCGCCAAGAAACACCGCACCACAGGUAUCUGAAGUGUGGGUAGAUGAAAGUAAAUUAGAGUUGGUAGAAAUCAAGCAGUUUCAUGAAAGAGUGGAACGUGAAAUGCAGAUGCAACAAGCCAUGAAAACACGUGCGUCUACAGCCUUUGCUAAUAAAUUAUUGCAUAAUGAUUCUUCUCAUAAUCGAAAUAUAAAUGAUAAACUCCGCAUACAAAACUCAGAUACAACAGAAAACAUAAAAGAGCAACUAGAACAGUCUCUUAGAGCCCAAAGAAUAGCUUAUAAAAGAUCGUCAGUAAACAAUGAUAAUAACUCUUCAAAUAAGAAAUUGUGCAUGGACGUAUCCAACUCACAGAGUCCAGUGACUAACAGUUCAACACAACGUAUGAAACUUGUACCUGGUGAAGGUGGAAGAUUGAGGCUGAUGCCUAAUAAUAAACCUUUAGCUCAAAGUCCUUUACUUCAAUCUUCCCCGCGAGUUGCCAAUAAACCAGCUACUAAUACCACUCCAUCUACUCGACGUAUAUACAUGACUAAGUGUCCUGAUGGUAAAACCAGACUUGUAACUACACCAAAAACCAUUAUCACUGACACUAAUGUGAUGAAUCAAAACUCAAUGAAGAUACAAUCGACUAACUCUCAAAUAGUUACUACAAAUAAUGUCACCCAACAAAAAUUGCAAUGUAUUAAAGGCGAAGAUGGAAAAUUACAAUUUAAAGGUCUUUUGCCAGGACAGCAACUUAUUCAACUACCAGAUGGCAAAUUACAUGUGACCAGCUAUAUAAAUCCUAGCCCAUCUCGUACUGUGCAAAUAGCUAAGAAUACAAUAUUGACAAAUAACAAUAAUUUUCAAAAAUCUGGAACUCAGACAAUCAUUUUGAACCGAGGAUCACAGCCUAUUCAACAAGUUUUAAAACCUCAAACUUCUCAAGUGGUAGUUUCUGGUGGACAGUUAGUAAAUGUUUCACAAGGUCAACAAAUGAUUGUACAGCAUAUUAAUCCAAAUAAAGCCACUAUAGCCACUAUUAAUGGACAACAAGUAUUAAUACGGCCCAAUACUAGUACUUCUGCCAACAUCAUAAGUAGUGGUGGCCAGACAAUUAAGUUUGUACGACCUCAGCAAACAGUUCAAAAAAUUCAUCAAUCUGUACCACCACUAUCACCUAGAGUUACUCAAACAACAACUGGAAUUGUUCAAGAUCAACAUAGACCAGUACAUCCUCAAAUUGUACCUGCACCAAUAGUUGAUGAACAAGAAAAAUUAUUAUUAGCCAAUCAGCCACCUGGUACAGUAAUAAAAUGUAUCACAGCUCAAGUUAUUCAAAGUCCAACACAUGGUAAUAAAAUAGUUUUGCAAGGAUUGCAAGGUAACGAUUUCACACCUCAACAAUUGCAACUUGUACAACAACAAGUCAAACAACAACUCUUAAAAGCCCAAGAAUCCAGUGGUACUCAAGGAGUGUUAGGCCCUACAAAAAUUUACCUAGCUGUUCAACCACCAGAUUCUCAACUUCCUCCUGUACAAAAAACUGGAAUCGUAGCACCCAUCACAGCCCAACCUACAAUUAAAAUUGAACCAUCCUCUAAGCCAUCAGUUCCUGUUCCAAACAAUAUAUCUGAAAGCAUAACUCAAAUUAAAACCGAACCACCAUUGAAGUCUCCUGUGAAUAAAAUCCCCGUUAUUAAGGAAGAACCAAUUGAUUCCUCCAAUUCGUUUGUAGUGACUCCAAACUAUAUUAGUCAAUCAAUUAAAAAUGUCUUAAAAAAUGAAGAUUUGAACCCAGAAACACAAGAAAAAUUAUUACAGUUGCAAAAAUAUCAAGAACAACAAUUGCGCGAUCCAGUAUCACAACCAACCGUACCUGCAUCUCCUGUCCGAAAACGACCUUAUGAUGCGGAUACUUUGUCAGAAUUUGAACCACCCAAAAAAUCAACCGAACAUGAAAAUUCUGGGUCGUUGGUGUCUCCCGAACAAUCAAAACUAUAUCAGACAUUAAAACAGGGCGAUGAUCUUCGUAAAAUGCAACAACUUCAAUCAAAACUCCAGGUUAGCUUGUUCAAACAAAAAGAAUUAUUGAAAAAAGAUAUACUAAAAAAGAGGGCGCUUCUGGAAAAAGAAUUGCAAAUCGAUAUUCAGAAUGAAAUAGCUGCUAAUGUGACUGUUUCAUCAGCUGACUCUACGACCACAUCCACUAAUGUGACUGAAAAGACUAUCCCAGUAACACCAGUUGCUGCACAAGUGACUCCUCCUCCUCAAGGUAGUAGUAAACGUAAACACGCUUCAGGACCGCCAACCACUAUACAAACUACACCUCACGCCAAUAGUAAUUCAAAAACUAGUAAUUUGGGACCUGGUCGACGACGACCAAUGAAGAUUUCCCCUCCAGCGCCAAAUCGAAACCAUUCUCGACCAUCAUCAUUAACACCAGCUAAAAAAUCUAGCCCAAAGAAAAGUAAAAAGGAAAAAAUUAUGUGUCUAUGUCGCACACCUUAUGACAGUUCAAAGUUUUAUGUUGGCUGUGAUAUGUGCCAUAACUGGUUCCAUGGUUCUUGUGUCGGCAUCACUGUACAAAUGUCUAAAAGAAUUUCCGAAUGGUAUUGUCCAGAAUGCAAACGAUCCAGAGAUCCUGAAGUUCUCUAUUGUAUAUGUAAAAAACCAUAUGAUGAUCAACAAUUUUAUAUUUGCUGUGAUAAAUGCCAAGACUGGUUCCACGGCAGCUGUGUUGGUGUAUUGCAGUGUGAAGGCGAUAAAAUGGAUGACUACAAUUGUCCUAGGUGUAUGUCCAACUCUGAAAUAAAUUUUGCCAAUUUGAAACCAUUGAACCAACAAGACAAUGAUGACUUAUUGAAACUUAUCAAACAAAUACAUUCGCAUAAAAGUGCAUGGCCUUUCAUGGAGCCAGUCGAUCCUCAUGAAGCUCCUGAUUAUUACAAUGUUGUCAAGGAGCCUAUGGACUUGAAUUGCAUUGGUAAAAAUGUGACCGAUAAGAAGUACAAGAAUCUCACAGAAUUCAUUCGUGACAUGAUCAAGGUUUUUGACAAUUGUAGAUAUUAUAAUCCACGUGAAUCACAAUUCUACAAGUGUGCUGAAAUUCUAGAACAGUUUUUUGUGUCAAAAUUGAAAAAUAUAAGGGACAAAUUUUGUGAACAAUACAUGGAAGUCUAAAAAACGGUUUUCAAUUGUGAUAAUUUUUAGAUAUCAUACAUUUUUGAUGUUUUUUUAUUAUUUAUUUUAAUAAACAUUUUUUGUUCUUUUAUAUUAUCUUACAGAAAAAAAACUUACAUUUACUCAAUAGAUUAUUUUAUUUAUUAAUAAAAUAUAUUAUCAUAACACAAAUUAUUGAUAUAUUAGAGAAAAUCUAUAUUUUUAGCUAACUUAUUGUUUAUUUUAUUGACAUAUUUUUACGGACAGUUCACUGCCUAUUCAGUAACAACAUUGAUAUUUUGUUAUUGACAUAAACUGAUUUGCUGGUGAAUCUAUCUUUUUUUAUCAAUUUUGUUUGAAUAACUUUACUAUUGUACAAAAUAAUAAGUUUAUUUUAAAGUUACUGUUAAACGAUUGAUGUUUGUUUAACCGCUCAGAAGCCCAAACACUCAUUCCAAAAAUCUAAAUCAAAGUAUAUAUUUUUUAUCUGUUUAACCGUUUUUUUGUAAAAAAUAAUAUAAUAUAUAUAAUUAUAAAUAAAACGUUUUACAGUGAUGUAUAUUUUAUAUUUGUCUCUCAAAACAUGUUUUAUACAAUAUGUUAAUGUUUUAAUAUGUUUUUUCUUUAAAUAUGUCAACUCAAAACCAAAAAUCUGUACGAUUUGUUUAUUGAAUGCAUGUAAAUAGUUAUACUGUGUAGGAGUAGAGCUUACUCCUAUUUUAUUAUAUAAUAUAAAUUAUAUAUGUUAAAAUUAACUAUGAUUUAAUAAUGAUUAUUACAUAAACGGUGAUGAUGUUUUUCUUA